AGGUGAUUGGGUAGUGAUACCAGAGGGGGAAGCUAGUCAAAAUGCUUCAGGACAUUGGUGCUAGAGCCAUGGGGGUUUAUGAGUACCUCUUGAAGGGAACAGGUGAGGGAUUUUUCUGCAUAGUUAAUUACUUGACUAUACCUCUGCUUUGUGUACCUUGAAAGCUGUAAGCAAGUUUUUUGGGUCAUAGACCUGUUUUGUAGUGUAUUUUACAGCUAAUGUUUUGUUUUUCAGACCCGCGACUGUGGAGCUACCCACUCAUGCAGAGUCCGGUGAACAUGUCGGCCAUCUUGCUGACCUACAUCUUCUUCGUGCUGGUCGCUGGGCCUCGCUUCAUGGCCAACCGCAAGCCCCUCCAGCUCAAGGAGGCCAUGAUCACUUACAACUUCUCCAUGGUGGCGUUGAAUGCCUUUAUUGUCUAUGAGGUAUAAAAUAAAAUAAAUAAAUAAAAAUGAGGUGAAACACUAUGACGCAAAGCUCUUGUCUCUCAAAGAUCGGGGUUCUUGAUUGGUAUCUCUACAGGACUUACAUUUACAUUUUAGCAGACGCUCUUAUCCAGAGCGACUUACAGUUAGUGAGUGCAUACAUUUUUCAUACUGGCCCCCCAGUGGGAAUCGAAUCCACAACCCUGGCGUUGCAAGCGCCAUGCUCUACCAACUGAGCUACAGACUGGAGCCAGUCUUUUCCCUAGCAGUAUAUUGGGUGUUUGGUAUGUGGCAGCUCUGUCUGAAUGUGUUGGAUAAUUGGAUCACUAGCUAAAUUAACCAUUGCCUAGAUGGAGGUAAAUAAGAUUUGAGAUUUGCAUGAAGAAGAUGACCCAUAUAGUCAAUAUACACUUGCUUUUGUUAAUAACAGUAUGGCUUCUUUCCAAUCUAGUUUGACUACCGGUAGCUACAGAAUCUGUUUGUUCAAUUUGUUCUCUUGUCAUUUUAGUUCUUGAUGUCUGGCUGGGCCACGACAUACACAUGGAGAUGUGACGCAGUUGAUUACUCGGAUAGCCCCCAAGGCCUUAGAGUAAGUCUUGAGUCUUCGCUUCACGCAUGGUUUCCCUGUGAUGGUCAUGAGAUGCAUCUUCUUUGAAAGAAAGCAUGCAAGACAAGAUACACAUUCUUAGUAUUGUCACAGUGGAUAAGUAGGAAUAUCCUAUCUUUAGACUACUGCUAGGCUGUUUUGUCCAAAUUACUCACGUUUGCAUGGUGUGUUGUGUUCCUUCACUAGAUGGUUCGAGUGGCCUGGUUAUUCUUGUUCUCCAAAUUCAUUGAGCUCUUGGACACGGUAAGACUUCAGAUUAUUUCCCUCAGAUUUGCAUCUCCUCAGUCUUUCCCCCUAUUCACGUUACGGUCAUCAUGGUUGUAUUUGACAUGUUUCUCUCUUUUGGGUCAGGUGUUUUUCGUUCUGAGGAAGAAACAUGGCCAGAUCACCUUCCUGCACGUCUUCCACCACUCUUUCAUGCCCUGGACCUGGUGGUGGGGUGUCAGCUUAGCUCCCGGUGAGUCCACAAUAUCGGUAUUGUAAAACUGGGUGGGUAAAAUGGUGGGAAUACAAUUAAUUUGCAGUAGACAAAGGUAUGUUGUUGGUGGAUCCAGUAGAAUAUGGGCAGGGUUGGUUUGAAGUGUUCUGUGUGUUUUACCCCAGGGGGAAUAGGCUCUUUCCAUGCCAUGGUGAAUUGCAUCGUCCACGUCAUCAUGUACUCCUACUACGGCCUGUCUGCGGCUGGACCGCGCUUCCAGAAGUUCCUCUGGUGGAAGAAGUACAUGACCGCCAUCCAGCUGGUAUGUUUUAGGGAGUUUGAAUGUAUAUGAUGUUGUCAUUUCCAGUUUAGAUUUGUACUAUGAGGAGUAAGCUUUAGCCAGGUCUUUUCGGCUGUUUUAUAAAGCAGUUUUUAGUUGUUUCUCUAAAAGGCGAUCUGUACUCGUUUUUUUUAGACUGUCGAUGCAGUAUACUAAAGUAGUAAAUAAACUAGUCUGAAAUACCAUUGUUGAUCAGUGCAAGCACUGUGCCACUUCAGAACAUUCAUCUCCAUAUGCAUAUUGUUCCUCUUCAUUCCACCGACAGGUUCAGUUUGUGAUGGUGUCCCUCCACGUCACCCAGUAUUACUUCAUGGACAGCUGUGACUACCAGGUCCCCCUGUUCAUCCACCUCAUCUGGAUGUAUGGCACCUUCUUCUUUGUGCUCUUCUCCAACUUCUGGUACCAGGCAUACGUGAAGGGAAAGCGGUUGCCCAAGCAGGACUCCAAGCCUGGCCUCAACGGCAAGGCCAAUGGGACCACCAUGGUCGCCAAUGGCAAUGGCAAGCACCACAAGAAAGGUAACAGCAAUGGCACCAGCAACGGUUCCAGUCACAACGAAAAUGGUAGUGCCCAUGCGGGCAAGAUGAAGAAGUCCUAGGGUCUUCGGAAAAGAACACCCAAGAAGCGUGAAUAAGAGAUCCUGCACAAACUACUGUGGAUUCCAAAGAAUGUUUUGGUUAUGUUUAUUUUCUGAUCGUUUUUAGUUUUAUUCAGCACAAAAACCUGGGGAAAUGAUGAGGUCAAUGACUUCUGCAGUUGGGGUCCCACAUUUCGUUGUUUCUUAGUUAUAAUUUUUUUUUUAACUGCAAAACUAACUAUGAACACAAUGUAUGAAGAGGAUACAAAUUAUGACCUGAUGUUAUCUUCACUGAUGUUGCCACCCCGAAAUGAUUGACACCCUUGAUAAAGAUGAGCAAUAAUGACUAUAUAAAAUAAAUAAUUAAAAUACUGAGCUACAUUGUAUGCAAAAGAAAUUGGGAAAUUAUAUUAUUUUAUACUAAGAGAAAGAGAUUUUGUUUAACAAGUAAUACUUUUUUUCUAUAAAAGGUACGGGUCAAAAUUAUUGACACCUCUGAAGAUUAUUAUAAAUAAAGCAGUCAAAAGUUUAUUUGGCCACAUAUUCCUAGCACACAAUGACUA
This is a messenger RNA of Coregonus sp. 'balchen', 2930 nucleotides long. NCBI's taxonomy places the organism in Eukaryota, Metazoa, Chordata, Actinopteri, Salmoniformes, Salmonidae. The record is from the annotation of a GenBank genome assembly.